Messenger RNA from Coniophora puteana RWD-64-598 SS2, 1157 nucleotides. RefSeq lists its product as uncharacterized. The coding region runs from base 30 to 1157 and encodes 375 amino acids. Lineage: Eukaryota; Fungi; Basidiomycota; Agaricomycetes; Boletales; Coniophoraceae. Gene Ontology annotation, biological process: DNA-templated transcription initiation. The record is from RefSeq and is a predicted model, not a curated record. The transcript has 4 exons. Gene Ontology annotation, cellular component: RNA polymerase I complex.
CUCACCCCGUCCAGCCCGUUCCUUCAUUCAUGGAUGCUUCACAAUCUCACAAAAAACGAAAGUAUGUCGAAGUUGCCAAUGCCACGCCGUCCCCUAAAAAGAAGAAAGAGCGCAAGGACAAAGGCAAAUCCACCAUGUCCCAUGUAGCUCUCAACGUUCACAAAAACGGCAAAGGCAAAGCGCGUGCCGAUAGCACAGGAGAGUUCUCUGUCGUCCAGGCAUCUCUCAUAGUAUCUAUUGCACCGGUGUUUGCCAGUAAUCUGCAGGGUGGUGCGGAGGAAAUGCUUGAUUCCAUGAUUAUGCGAUAUAUUCCAGCAUUACAAGGCGUUGUAUUGGCACACCAUAAUCUCAAAUUCCUCAGCAGAACAGCUACCAUUAAGGCGGACUGUCCGUUUACAGUAUGUCCCAUUUGCUUUGAUGCAACCGUAUGGCGACCUCGCGUCGGUAUGAAACUGGUCGGCAAAGUGAAUCUAUGUUCGCCAGAUCAUAUCUCUUUGCUCGUGCAUCGUACAUUCAACGUCUCGAUACCUCGUCACCACAUACCGACUGACAGCUGGGAGUUCGAGUAUGGACCCGCUGAAAAUGACCCAGAGUUUGGAGUGAAUAUAGAUGAUGCCGAUACCCUGAAAGUGUCUGUAUCCCAACGAGGAGAGAAUGCGAAAGAGAACGAAGAAGAGGGGAGUGGGCGUUGGUCACACAAAAUCACGGGGACCAAACUGGGUGGGGAUGAUGGUUUCCUGAAGUUCACGGUCGUUGGUCUCACUGUAGCGAACGAGAUGUUGUCGCUGCAGGGUUCCAUACAAACGGAUCCAUUCUCUCCAGAACAUAAACCUCGCGCUACUCGGUCACCAGAUCCGGAAUCUGAGGCCCCGGACAUAGCUGAAGUGGAUGAAGAACUCGCCGAAGCCGAUGAAGACGAGGAAAUCGACACAUUCGCGCGACUGGCCAAGAUGGGAGAAGAAGCCAUUGCAGAGGAGGCGAGGCGAAAGAAGCAAGAAGAGCAGGUAGAAAAGCAGAAGAAACAGGAACGGAAAGAAAAGAAAAGAAAGCGCCGAGAAGGCGAUGAAGGAGUCACGAAUGUGAACAACACCCAAGAAAGUAGUAAAAAGAAGGCCAAGGGAGAAAAGACCAAACGCAAAAAGGCUGCUGAGCCGUGA